Cydia amplana is the source of this 992-nucleotide messenger RNA. RefSeq lists its product as uncharacterized. NCBI's taxonomy places the organism in Eukaryota, Metazoa, Arthropoda, Insecta, Lepidoptera, Tortricidae. The record is from RefSeq and is a predicted model, not a curated record. The transcript has a single exon. The coding region runs from base 158 to 919 and encodes 253 amino acids.
UGCAAUUUAGAGGUUAAGAGUUAACAUAGACAAACGGAAGAUCGUACUGUCAGUGUCAGUGCCAAAUAACCUUCAACUGUCAUUGCGAGUGUUGCCAGUGAUAAAAGUUAAAAUACCCGAUUAUUACUACCAUUACGUUCCGUUUUACAUAAGAAACAUGGAGGCACAAUUCGAAAAGUACUUCGCAAAAAUGCAAAAAGAGAUGCAGAUUCAAACCGAUUUAAUAACUGCUAGGAUAACGGAUAAAAUAGAUGAAAAACUGAAACCUAUAAUAGAACAAAAUGAAACAUUAAAAAAGAAGGUGGAACAAUUGGAGAAGAAAAUAGAAUUUAUGGAGAAUGAGAAAAGAAGCAACAAUUUAAUAUUACACGGGCUACAAGAAGGGGAAAAGACCACAACAGAAUUAAUAAAAAAUGUCCAAGAAAAGUUUCUGACAGAAUUAAAUAUAUCGAUAGAAGCUGUAGACAUAAACAAAAUUUAUCGUAUCGGAAAAAACAAAAAAGGAGAGAAGCCUAGACCAACGCUCCUAUCCUUUGUGAGUGGAUGGAAGAAGAUGGAAAUACUAAAAAACAAGAGCAAGUCGAAGGAACUACAGCUCACGGAGGACUACUCUAAAGAAAUUUUAGAAAAGAGGAAGGCAUUAAUACCACAACUUAUUGAAGAAAGGAAAAAAGGAAAUGUCGCCUACAUUAGAUACGAUAAAUUGAUAAUCCAAGACAACGCAAACACAAAAGACAGUAGAAAAAGAGAACUGUCCAUUUCCCCAUCAACUAACACGCAAGCAAAAAAACAACAAACCUCUACCUCAUCAAUGAAUAACAAAACAAAUGCAUUUGAUCUGAUGAGAGCUAGAUCUAGCUCAAACUCUUCUGAUUAUGUGAGGCAGCGGUCAUCAAACGGACCGGAAGAAUCAGCAUAGCAACUAAAACAAACAACUAAAACAUUAGGUCCCAACCCGGCUGGUCCCCGUGGGACGUCAGACCAACACCCUC